Molecule: messenger RNA, 4271 nt
Organism: Drosophila sulfurigaster albostrigata
Lineage: Eukaryota; Metazoa; Arthropoda; Insecta; Diptera; Drosophilidae
Gene: Pde1c
Product: dual specificity calcium/calmodulin-dependent 3',5'-cyclic nucleotide phosphodiesterase 1
Exons: 10
Coding region: 580-4065 (1161 amino acids)
Biological process (GO): signal transduction
Molecular function (GO): 3',5'-cyclic-AMP phosphodiesterase activity
Source: RefSeq, a predicted model, not a curated record
CAUGUGCGGACGUCGUUGUCGUCGUCGUCGUGGUUGUUGUCAUUGUCGUCGUUGUCGUUGUCAUAGUCGGUCUCGUCUCGUUGCCGCUGCUGCUGCUUCAGCUUCUGCUGCUGCUCUUAUCGUAGUCGCGUCUUCUGCUUAGGCAGCAUCAAUUGGCCGCCGCGAUUAUUAGUUGUCUAUAAAAGCGCAGAUCGAAUAUCGUCGCGAUCAACAAUCGAUAAACUGCAAAACAGAAGCUGUUUUGUUUGCUGUGCAGUGCAGAAAUCGCAUUCACAUUUGUAAUGCAAAUCACAACGAAAUCGUAAUCACAUCUCAACAUCUCAACAUCGAAAUCGAAACGCAAUUCAAUGUACAUAAAAGUGGCUCAACAUCAAAAAAGCGAAAAGUGAAUUAAAGUGCAAUCAAUUUGAAAAUUAUACCCAAAAAAGUUAUUAAUUAAUUCAACUGGCGUAGGCGUCAAACAGGCAUUUUUUAUCCAAACUCCCACGAAAUACCAGAGAAAAUGUUAUCGCGCGUCGCGUAAAAUUCGCAAACAAACAAAUCGAGGAUCUUUAGACUUAUUUGUCGUCAACACACACAAUGGGCGAUACAUUGGAGGACGCGGCGCACGCGACGCGACGCGACAAACCGCAAACGUUGAACAUUAGCCCCGAGGAGGCAGCCGCUGCUGCGGCAGCAACAAGUGCUGUGGCAACCUCGUCCUCUUCGACCGUCUCUGCAUCCUCCUCCUCCUCGACCUCCUCCUCCAUGCAUUAUGCGCGAAAUCGCACGCGUUGCGAACGAGAACGGGAACGGGAACGCGAUCACUCGAGUGAUGGGCUGAGCAAGAGAAAUGAUGAAUUUGUUGGCUUGGUGGCGCCACCGCGACGUGAGAGUCUUAACAGCUGCGACACGCAGCAACAGCAACACCAGCAAGAGCGGAGCUUGGCAAGCAGUCCCGGCGGCUUUUCCAGCAGCCUCAACAAAGCGUUGGGCUUCAACAGUCGCAGCCUAAACACAGCAUCGAGCGGCUCAAACACCGCCGGCAGCACCAGGUACUCGUCCAGCAGCGUUGUGGUUGGCGGCGGCGUUGGCAAUUUGCCCGGCACCACAACGCGCAAGUGUGUCCUCACGCUGGACGGGUACUCGUAUGUUAUAGUUGCCAGCACGCCAGAGACUCUGCCCAGCAAACGUGAGGAGGCGAACGCCGGUGGCACAGGUGGCAGCAACAGCAGCGGUGGCAGCAACAUUGGUGGUGCGGCAAGUGGAACUGGAGUUGCGGGCAGCGGUGGUGCAACAGCAGCGGCAUUAACACAGCCGGACAACGGUGAACCGAGCCCCACAAGCUGUGACCUGGGCAGCAACAUUGGCGCCAAUGCGACAAUAAAUGGUCAAGUGGCAAAACACGGCUCUCUCACCAUUGUACGUCGAUCGAAUAGUCGCAAGAAUUUCACACAGAUCGAUUCACAAACGCAAUCAAUCGCCUCGCCCUCCUCGGCCAGCAUCAGUUUCUUCCAGACGCCGCUAAGUGAAUCGCUAGCGGAACGUUUAAGCGGUGCCCGAGGCACCAACGGAUCCACAGCGAGUGCUGAAGGCGGCCAUCAACUGUCAUCAUCGUCGCAAUCAUCGUCGGCAGCAACAGCAACAGCUACAGCCACAGCAACUACAACAAAUUCAGCCGAUAAAAUGCAGCCCUCGUCGCCGAAUCAAACGAAUUUCGCAACCGAUAAUACACAAAACGCGAGGUCUACCGAGCGACCCACCUAUGAUUACAGACUGAGUCGCGACACUAUCGAAUAUCCGAAUUCAAUAAGUCUCGGUGCCAUGGGUUCAGUACAGGAUCCUGGUUUUGAUAAUCACUCGGCGGACAAUUCGGCCGAAACGGGCUCAAACGUGUCGUUAACUGGUAUUUGGGAAACGGAUAAUUUGCCAUCUGUCGAUACGCCAGAUGCUCUCAAUAAAGCAGCAAUCAGAAUACGCAGUCUGUUGCGGCGCAUGGAUCAUGAGACCGUCGCCUACGAGGACAUGCAACGUAAUCUGCAUUAUGCAGCACGUGUGCUCGAAGCGGUCUUCAUAGACGAAUCAAGAAGCCCCACAUCAGGUAAAAGUAAAUUGGGGCAGAUUGCGUCUUCAUCCGUUGACAGCGAAGAUGAGUCCACGAAACAGUGCAAAAAUCUCAACAAUAACAACUCCAGCGGCAGCUGCAGCCUCAACAAGGCAGCAACUGAAGAGACCGAAGCUUCGGCAUCAGACAAUCAAACAGAGAGCAUAGAAAGCCGCACAAAAGGUGUCUCUUUAGCGCCGCAAACGCACAGUGGUCCAACGGGUCCGCCAGCAUCGGCCAAGGAAACGACAGAGAUGGCAACAAAACCGUUAGAAACCGUUACCGAAUCCGCACAAGAGGAGCACACAAACGCGACAUCGGCGGCGACAGGGUCAGAAACCGCGGCGACGACGACAACAACAACAGCGACGACGGCGACAAGUGAAGGCGGCGCUGGUCAAAGUGUUUCCAGCAGUAGCAGUUGCAGUAAUAAAGCGACCGUUCAGCGACAAAGACGCCUGCGCACUCCCGUCUGGGCGAGAUCAAUGUCGACGAAUAAAACGCGUCUGGCCGACGAGGAUGAUGAACUCUCCGAAGUGCAACCGGAUGCGGUUCCGCCGGAAGUGCGCGAGUGGUUGGCAUCGACGUUCACCCGUCAAAUGGCCACCACUCGCAACCGGAGCGAUGAGAAGCCCAAGUUCCGAUCGGUGGCCCACGCCAUUCGAGCCGGCAUCUUUGUGGAUCGCAUUUACAGGCGCGUCUCCAGCUCGACGCUCAUGCAAUUCCCUCCCGACGUCGUCAAGUUGCUCAAGAAUCUCGAUGACUGGACUUUUGAUGUGUUUGCGCUGACUGAGGCGGCCAGCGGUCAGGUGAUCAAGUACGUGGCCUACGAUCUGUUGAAUCGCUACGGGGCGAUGCACAAGUUCAAGAUAGCACCCGGGGUGCUGGAGACGUUUCUGCAUCGUGUCGAGGAAGGUUAUUGUCGCUAUCGCAAUCCAUAUCACAACAAUUUGCAUGCGGUGGAUGUGAUGCAGUCGAUGCACUAUUGCCUGUGCAACACGGGCCUCAUGAAUUGGCUGACGGACUUGGAGAUCUUCGCCUCGCUGCUGGCGGCGCUGUUGCACGACUUUGAGCACACCGGCACCACCAACAAUUUCCAUGUGAUGUCCGGCUCGGAGACGGCGUUGCUGUACAACGAUCGCGCUGUGCUGGAGAACCAUCAUGUGAGCGCCAGUUUUCGGCUAAUGAAGGAGGACGAUGCUAACAUUUUGUCGCAUUUAUCGCGCGAGGAGUACAAGGAGUUGCGCACGCUCAUCAUUGACAUGGUGCUGGCCACCGACAUGACCUAUCAUUUCCAACAGCUGAAGAUAAUGCGCAAUCUGUUGACGCUGCAGGAGCCAACCAUUGACAAGUCGAAAGCAUUGUCGCUGGUGCUGCACUGCUGUGAUAUCUCCCACCCGGCCAAACAUUGGGAUGUCCAUCAUCGUUGGACCAUGCUGCUGCUGGAGGAAUUCUUUCGUCAGGGCGAUCUCGAGAAGGAGCUUGGUUUGCCCUUCAGUCCGUUGUGUGAUCGCAAGAAUACGCUCGUCGCCGAGUCACAGAUUGGUUUUAUCGAUUUCAUUGUGGAGCCCAGCAUGACCAUCAUGUCCGACAUGCUGGAGCAUAUUCUGGCCCCCAUUGCGCCCGUCAUCAAGAAUAAACCGGCACCAUUGCCCGAAGAGUCGAGCACUGCUCACAACGAGGACGCCAUCGAGGAGGCGAAGAAGCGCAAUGUCUGCGCCAUGACACGCAAGAGCAUACCGGGUGCCGUCUCCAAGUUCACCAUCACCAAGCCCUGGCUGACAUGCCUCACGGAGAACAAGCGCAUCUGGAAGGAGCAGGCCAUCAAAGAUGCCGAGGCACGAGCGCUGGCCGCCGCCGCUGAAGCAGAAGCCGAAGCUGAGGCCGAAGACAAGGCCGCAGCGUCGGAAACGGAAGCAGCAGCAUCAACGGCUGACGAGCCGAAGGCAGAGGCGACAACAGAGGGCGCUGCUAGCAACUAAAAAUGAUGCUCUCUCUCUUAUACAACAGAGGGCGCUGCUGGCAACUAAAAAUUGUGCUCUCUCUAAUACUAAAUACACUGUAGUCAACUAAGUCCCAUAAUCAUAAGCAGCAAUCUAUGAAAGAAAGAAAUAGAGAAUAUACUACAUUUAAAUCUAAAUAAAGUAAUCAUAAAUAAUUAAUAGAGAAAGAUAUACAUAUAUAUAUA